Messenger RNA from Zingiber officinale, 1145 nucleotides. Its product is annotated as endonuclease 2-like. The coding region runs from base 129 to 1001 and encodes 290 amino acids. Gene Ontology annotation, biological process: DNA catabolic process. Gene Ontology annotation, molecular function: endonuclease activity; nucleic acid binding. The transcript has 9 exons. NCBI's taxonomy places the organism in Eukaryota, Viridiplantae, Streptophyta, Magnoliopsida, Zingiberales, Zingiberaceae. The record is from RefSeq and is a predicted model, not a curated record.
UGGAGGAGACCCUCCUGCUCCAAAACCUGGGAGCAGCCUGUGUAUAUGACAAAGACUGAACUCAAAAGUGUUGCAAUAUAAUCUCUCGGAUUCAUCUCAUUUGAGGCCACAACCACCAGAUCACAGAAAUGGGCUUCUACUUCAAUUCUCACACACUGGCCUCUUUCUUCCUGCUCUUAGCAUUCCCAGCCUUCACUUAUGGAUGGGGAAUUGUCGGCCACCAGAUUAUUUGCCAGAUUACCCAGGAUCGUUUAAGUGAGUCAGCAGCUGCAGCGGUUAAAGAACUACUCCCUGCCUACGCACAGAAUGACCUAAGCACCCUUUGCUCUUGGGCAGAUACAAUCAAGUUUCGAUACCAUUGGUCGUCAGAACUUCACUACAUCGAUACCCCUAAUGAUCUUUGCACUUAUAAUUACAACAGGGAUUGCAAAGAUGAAGAUGGUGUGAAAGGGAGGUGUGUUUCAGGUGCCAUCACUAAUUAUACUAAUCAACUUCUCACCUAUGGAAGCUCUGCCGAUGAAUCACAAUAUAAUCUCACUGAAGCACUUCUAUUCCUUUCUCACUUAAUGGGUGACAUCCAUCAGCCUCUUCAUGUAGGAUUUACUUCUGAUAGAGGAGGAAAUACGAUCCCAGUGCGUUGGUUUAGAAGGAAAUCAGAGCUCCAUAAAGUCUGGGAUAAAGAUAUUAUUGAGACAGCAGGAGAUCGAUUUUACGACAAUGUUGUGGAGGAAUUUCUCGACGCACUCAAACAAAACAUCACUGGAGAGUGGUCUGAUCAAGUUGUGAAAUGGGAGAAAUGCAGCAAUAACAAGGUCGCUUGUCCUGAUGUCUACGCACUCUUUGAUGGUGAUGGACAUCAAGUGCCUCAAGAUCUAGUGGAAAAAGUUGGUAAGGUGUUUGAAACCAUUCUGGAAGAGGCUAACAAACUCAGGUAUGAAACAAAUGAAGACAUGUCUAUAGCACAGGCUAUUAAGCUAGUCAUGGAGAGGCAUUCAAUAUGAUGCAUUAUUAAUGAAUUAAGUCUACUUUAUGAGAUUUCAGAUUUUUUUAUUAUUCAUAGGCAUUUAGUUUAGAUCAAGUGACAUUUCUUUAUCUUCUUCUUACAGGUGGAGUUUGAAGGAUUAGGAGAAUUAAGAAGCAAGGAU